UUUUUGGUUGUUGUUAAUAUUGAUAAAAUCCAUUUUGUUUGUUGAAUUUAUUUGUAUAUUAUUGUGGUAUAUGACCGGCAGAUAAACUAUUGAAACAUGUCCGAUAUUGUUACUAUUCCAGAAAACAACAAAAACAAUAACAAACAAUUUAUUGACGACAAUCGGUCGAUUCAAAUUACAGUUACUACUGUUCCAGAUAGUAAUAAUAACGACGAAAAAAACAAGGAAGACAUUACAAUCAUUGUCGUUGCCGAUAAUCCAACAGGACAAACAUCAAUCAUGCCCCCAAAUGCCGAAUCAUCUGUUACGGCAACGGCCACCAUUUUUGAACAAAUGGACAAAUCAAAUUAUCUCGAUGCUUGUGAUGGUGAUCAAACAAAAUCAUCAUCAUCGACUAAUAAUAUCGGUGUAAGGCUACGCGGUCAUCAGCAAAUGGAUAAUGAUGAUAAUUUUGGUCAUCAGAUCCAUCAUCCAAAUCAAUUAAUGAUGGUAUCGAAAAAAUUGGUUGAAAAAGCUGGUAAUAUGGAGCAUGCGAUGAUGAAUAUGUUACAUAAUGCAUGGAAUCUACGACAUUUUAAUCAUCUACCACAAUGGUUACAGGAUAAUGAUUAUUUAUUAUUUGGCCAUCGACCACCAUUAGCUUCAUUCAAAGCAUGUUUUUGGUCAAUUUUUCGUUUACAUACGGAAACAAUGAAUAUAUGGACCCAUGGCCUUGGAUGUAUUUGUUUUCUAUUAUUAAGCAUCUAUUUAUUUGUAGCCAGUGCUUAUGCAACCAUACCAAUGAUUGAUAAAAUAAUGCUAGGUAUUUUCCUCUCCACUGCAAUACUUUGUUUGGCAUUUUCCACUUGUUACCAUACGCUUGCAUGUCAUUCACAUCAGGUUUUGAUUUUGGUUUGCAAAUUGGAUUAUUGUGGCAUUUCAUUGUUGAUUGCCGGCUCAAUUGUUCCUUGUCUUUAUUAUGCGUUCUAUUGUUCAUUCUAUUCACAAAUCACUUAUACAAUAAUGACAAUUUUCCUUUGUGCCGCUUCCGUAACUGUAUCGUUUUCGGCAAAAUUUUCUGAACCACAAUAUCGACCAUUACGUGCCACGGUAUUUUUUUCAUAUGCAUUCUUCAGUUUUAUACCUGCUGUACAUUGGUUUUGGGUGCAUUCCGAUGAUAAAACUUUUUAUCAUUCAUCAUUUCGUACGGCAAUUAUUUGUCUGACAGCAAUGGCCAUUUUCUAUAUUAUCGGUGCUAUUGUAUAUGCAUUGCGUAUACCGGAACGAUUUUGUCCAGGAAAAUUUGAUUUCUAUUUUCAUUCGCAUCAAUUAUUCCAUGUAUUUGUGAUAUUAGCAGCCAUUUGUCAUUUACGUGGAAUAACAAGUAUGGCGGAUUUUCGUCUAUUUGUGCAACAAUCAACGUGUAAAUUGUAAAAUUCCAUCAAUUCAACCCAAAAAAAAUAUCUGAAUUUAACCCAUAAGUAUGAAAAAAAAAAUUUAAUCAGAAUCAUAUCAAAAAAAUGGAGUUUCAAUGGACCCAUAUCCUAUCAUGUUAUCAUCAUUAUCAACUUAUGGAUGGAUUCUCCACUCCAAAAUAUCAUGAUUUCUUAAAAGAGUGAAAAAAAUUGAUUAAUCUAAGACGAUACAACAAUUCGAUAUCUUUGGAAUUAAAGUCCGAUUUGUGCCUA
Messenger RNA from Dermatophagoides farinae (American house dust mite), 1667 nucleotides. The record is from RefSeq and is a predicted model, not a curated record. NCBI's taxonomy places the organism in Eukaryota, Metazoa, Arthropoda, Arachnida, Sarcoptiformes, Pyroglyphidae.